AUGGCCAUGAAAUCACUGGCAAGGAAAAUCAAAAGUGAAAUGAACGAAUCAGCCAUAUUCAUUCACUGUUUAGCGCAUUGCCAAGAACUGAUCUUCAAAGAUGCCACCAAGCAUUGCCCAGCAUUGGAGGACGCUCAGACACUAUGUGAAGAUCUGUAUGUUGUUGUAGGGAUCAGCCCUAAACGUGUGGCUCUAUUUGCCAAGAUCCAGGAUGAGAUUGACAGUGAUGAUGUGUUGCGCCUCCAGAACCUCUCAAGGACUAGGUGGACAACAAGAGGGGCUGCAGGAAACGUUAUAACUUUAAAGCAUGCAGAACUAUUAGCAACUUUAAAGAUUAUUUCCGAGGACAAAAAUACUGAUAGCAAAUGCAAAGCCAAAGCAAAGGGGCUUCUCAUGAAACUGGAAACCGCCAAGCACAUGUUUAAUAUGUUUCUUAUGAGAGAUCUGGCACACAUUCUGUAA
This is a messenger RNA of Paramuricea clavata, 462 nucleotides long. The record is from the annotation of a GenBank genome assembly. Lineage: Eukaryota; Metazoa; Cnidaria; Anthozoa; Malacalcyonacea; Plexauridae.